AUGGGUUGUGUUCAGGCUAAGGGAGCAGUGUACAGCCCAACAAAGGGUCUAGAUAAAUUGAAACUCGACAAUGGAUACGUUCAAGGACGUGAUGCCCAGAAACAGGAUCCCAACAAGGCAUCUCGGCCCAAAGUGGAGGCUAAGAAUAUGGUGGCCACCGCCGGUGGUGGACGGGAGAGAAAGAUCAGUAGAGAAGGUGAGAGAGGAAUCAAUGGCGGUGGAAACGUUUUGCAGACGAUUUCAGUCGAAAAAAUUCCUGCAGAUGAACAUGCUGGUGGUUGGCCUAAAUGGCUUGUUGAUCAUGUUGACAGAGACGUUUUGACGGGUUUGUUCCUAACUACUGCUGAUUCAUACGAGAAGCUUGCAAAGGUAGGCCACGGAACGUAUAGCAAUGUGUAUAAGGCUCGGGAUAAGUCUACAGGGAAGGUAGUUGCCUUGAAGAAGGUUCGUUUUGAUACAUCAGAGCCUGGAAGUGUAAAAUUUAUGGCAAGAGAGAUCAUAAUGUUGAGGCACCUCGACCAUCCGAAUAUUAUUAAGCUUGAAGGAAUUGCCACUUCAAGAAUGCAAUACAGUCUUUAUUUAAUAUUUGAUUUUAUGCCAUCAGAUUUAACCAAAGUCAUCUCACGUUCAGAAGGAAGGCUUACUGCACCUCAGAUCAAGUGUUAUAUGCAGCAGCUGCUCUCAGGUCUUCAGCACUGCCACGAGAGGGGAAUUUUGCACCGGGACAUAAAAGGAUCUAAUUUAUUGAUUGACCCGAAUGGAAUGCUUAAGAUUGCUGAUUUUGGGCUAGCUAAUUUUUACCAAAACAAGACAAAACCCACUCUCACGAGCAGAGUUGUAACAUUAUGGUAUAGAGCCCCAGAACUACUACUAGGCUCUACAGAUUAUGAAGAAGGCAUUGAUCUGUGGAGUGCAGGAUGCCUUUUAGCAGAGAUGUUUGAGGGACGACCAAUUAUGCCGGGCAGGAAUGAGAUUGAGCAGCUUCAUAAGAUAUUCAAGCUUUGUGGUUCGCCCCCAGAGCACUAUUGGAGAAAAAUGAAGCCACCAACAACAUUCCGCCCUCCACAACAUUAUAAACCAUGUUUCCAGGAAACCUUUCCAAAUUUCCCCGAUUCAGCAUUUGGUCUUUUGGGCAGACUUCUAGCUUUAGAUCCUGCACAUCGCGGCACUGCCGCUUCUGCUCUUGAAAAUGAGUUCUUUUGUACAAGUCCAUUGGCAUGUGAUCUCUCUGGUCUGCCUGUCAUAAGCGCAACAGAGGACGAGACUAUCCACUCUUACAAUAGAAGAACUGCAAAAGCACAGCAACAAUCUCGAAAGAGCCAAGGAGAUCAUAGAAGAAAGGUCUCAUUCCCCGAACAUAUCAGAGAAAUACAUACGUCUCAGAGCUUCCAAAGCCUAGACACGAUUAAUAGUAUGAGUAGCACUUCCUCAACCAACAAACAAAGAAGCAGUCAAGAGACCAUGCCUCAUUCUCCUUCUCCAGCUUUUCGAUCUUUGCUUAACCAAUCUUCAAAAACUGAGGCACAUCCUAAUGCACUGAAAAACAUCAAGAACUAUCCUCUUCUACUGGCCUCUUUGACUGAGGCUGCCAACCACCUUGAAGAGAGUAAAUCAAAUCAUUAUCGAAGAUCCCUUUCCAACAUCGAUUUCAGAAAUCUCGAUCUGGAGAAGAUCUCAAAACUGUUCGGGCUAGAGGAUAAUUAA
Molecule: messenger RNA, 1704 nt
Organism: Fraxinus pennsylvanica
Lineage: Eukaryota; Viridiplantae; Streptophyta; Magnoliopsida; Lamiales; Oleaceae
Source: the annotation of a GenBank genome assembly